UCAACAUUCGCUACGUGUUGAAUGAUAUCUCCACGACCAGAGAGUCUCUUGAGUAGCGGCAACAUUUUGCAAAUGACAACCAGCAUUAAGACUUCACCCAGUCCUAGGAGGACGAUCAGGAUACGAUCUAUUUUGACGUCACCCAGCCGUAUUAGCCAUAUAUAAUACACAGCAACAACUGAGGACAUUGUCUGUGCAGGUAAUGAGGGUUGAAACUAAAAGCAUGACUUCAGAAGCGUCGGACAUCAUGCACUUGGCGGAGGACAGCGAUGCCGAAGAGCUCGACAGUUGGGAAGAAGGUCGAGAUUUUGACUUGGAACGCAAAAAGGACAAGCUGAUUCGACGCAUCAUUAAACUAGUUGGAUCUGACGAAGAAAAAAGACCACUAAAUGUGGCUGUCAUUGUGCACCACAACUGGUCAAUGGCAGUGGUAUGUGCUGAAUAGGGGUAACUUCGGACUUUGGUAACUUCGGACCCGAGUAAUCUCGGCCCCAGGUAAUCUCGGACCCCAUCGGCUUAGUUAAGAGGAAUUCCGAUGACAUUUUUCUACUGGUCUCGACGGCGCAGUGCCUAAGCAAACGUCGGUCUUACAAGGAUGGCAGGUACAGCCCAGAGUCCGAUGGGCGUGGGGAAGUCGUCGUUCAUCAAUACCACAGCCGCUGCGUUGUCAGGGGACCGGUGGAGGGAAUAUGCCUACACUGGAUCGCACGGCGGAGACGGCUCCCAAAUAACUGUCUUUACCAACAGCUAUCCUAAAUGCUGUAUGGCAGAGAAUACCAAAUUCAUCCAGGUUGCUCUGCCAACCUUCAUCGACAUCGCAGGUUUCAGCGAUGAAGACAAUGACAAAUGGGUGGAGCUUCUCAAAAUUGUGUUUUAUGGUCGCCUGCCCGAAGGAGAGUCUUUGGCUGAAGCAGAACAUUAUUACAGGGAUAAUGGGAUGAAGGGGUUGAUGGAGAAGUAUAGCAGUAAUGAUGAGAAGCUCAAGGUCGACAGGAUCAUCUUUGUGUCGGCUGCUAAAAAUCAGGUUCCUGUCAACCUAAUUAAAGCCGUCAUACGCGCUGCACGGCCCUUAGGCACCAAAGAAAACCCUAUGAAACGAACCAUUCCAAUAUAUGGAGUCAUGACUAAAGCAGACAAGGUUGGAGGUCCAGAAUUAUCACAGUCGGAGUAUGACGAGACUGAAAAGGCAUUUAUAGAGGCUCUUGGUCUGCAGGGUUCCCGACAUCGUUUCCUCUUGUGCCAGAACUACUGUGAUGAUGUCGACGUGGAUAAGAAAAGAACGGAGACCCUGCUGCCUGCCCUUGACAUACCUGUCCUGCAGUUCAUGAUCCAAGUGUGUGAUCCAGUGAUCCGAGUCAUCAACGAGGGUGAGGCGUACUCCAGCACUCGACCCACAGAGGCAGGACAGCACCAACUGGAUGAGAGGACAGAUACCCGCCGUGGCGCUGUUGUUGACUCCUCGUCUGAUGCCGCUAGAUUUGCUCCAAGAUCUCCCCUGAUGUCCUUUCUCCGUGAGAUGGGUCUGUCGGACACCUACAUCAGUCUCCUGGUGAUUGCCGUGGAAGCCAUCCUCGUUGCCUUUCUUCUGAACCUUAUUCUUAGACCCUCACUGGACACCGGGAAGCUCAAAGUGGCGUGUAGCUAUGCCAGAGACAGACAAGAGUUGAAGGUUUUCGAAGACAUCUGCAACAGCCUUGACACUACGUUUGGCGCUCGAUUCUUCACCAUGUUGCUGUUAUUUGCACUGAUACUACUGAGGAUUGGUGUCACUCUUUUCUUUAAGAGAUUCUACCGACAAGACGGUGGAACAGAUCAGACGUAUGGCGCUAAUCAGUAACUAAUAAACAUGCUCAGCAGACACAUUAAACACAUUUCAUCUGAUGUUUCGUGACUCGUAUGACGGCCAUUCUGCAGAACGCCACGAUUGUUCGCGUUUAGUCUCUACAUGUCCGAACCUGUCCUAGCAGCACUGGGAAAUUGACCGCCCCACUCUAAGAAAACUAGG
Messenger RNA from Gigantopelta aegis, 2005 nucleotides. RefSeq lists its product as uncharacterized. The transcript is spliced from 8 exons. Bases 596 to 1837 code for a protein of 413 amino acids. Lineage: Eukaryota; Metazoa; Mollusca; Gastropoda; Neomphalida; Peltospiridae. The record is from RefSeq and is a predicted model, not a curated record.